Cotesia glomerata is the source of this 2282-nucleotide messenger RNA. RefSeq lists its product as uncharacterized. The record is from RefSeq and is a predicted model, not a curated record. The transcript has 5 exons. Bases 257 to 2281 code for a protein of 674 amino acids. Lineage: Eukaryota; Metazoa; Arthropoda; Insecta; Hymenoptera; Braconidae.
UUCGACCUUCACUUUCGGUAUUUCUUACAUUCCAUUGUUCUACAAAUAGAGAGGUUAUGUUUUUUAGAUAACUGUAGCAUCUUUCUUCAUUGUUAAUUGUGGAUCGAGCGUCGCUUUUAAUCUCAGUAUUCGUGUUGUGAGUUGUGUGUCUAAUUUCUAGUGUUGUUACAAUUUUUAUUACAACCUGACUCUCUUUAUUUGUUGUGAUUUUUGAUUACGUAAAUAUAAUUGAAUAAUAUCAAAGAACUGUAUCAAUAUGACAACCGAAAAAAUUAAUUUGAUUGGUGUUCCAAUAGCUAAAAUUAAUGGUCGUAAACUUCCCACUAUAAAAGAAGUUUUAUUAUUAUUUUUUUAUCAUCACAAAGUUCUUCAUCUAAAAGUCAAUGAAAGUGCAAAAAAAACUGCAAAUAUAGUUCAAGAUUGUUGGAAAAAUUUACAAAUUUUAACCUCCGGGCUUCGAAAUACGAUUAACAAAAUACUUGAGUUUUUCAAAAAAUGGCAAUUAUUGCAGUGCAAUAAGAAAAGAAUAAAAUCACAAGCUCAAAAACAAAAAGAAGUGAGUUUUGAACAAAAAAUUCAACAGUUAUUUAAUAUCGCUGGAAAAAACGGUCUAAGAAGUUUGAAUGGAGAGAUCAACAACUUUUCGGCUCAGAAACUAUUGAAUCAACCAGAAAUUUCUGAUAACUCCAGUUCACGAGAAACUUCGAGAAAAUAUGUUGAAAUUAUGGAAACCGAUGAGAUAGAAAUAGAUUUGGUUAAUGAUAAUAAUAAUAAUGAAAUUACACCUAGUCAAGAGUUACUAACAUCGUCGCAGUCAACUAUCAGUCAAAUUUCAAAUGUUUCCGAUUUUGAAACAGAAUUGUUGUCUGAAAAAAAUACCAAAAAUAAACAUUAUCACUCCAAAUUUAACUUAAAGUUCAAUGAUAAUUACGUAGUUCAUUGGGAUGGUAAAUUGUUAAGCGAUAUUGUUGGCGCAGAUGUUGUAGAUAGACUCCCAAUUCUUCUGACAUCGUCUGGCGCUGAACAAUUAUUAGGCAUUCCAAAAAUUGGAGCAGGAACUGGAAUUGAGCAAGCUUCAGCAGUAAACUCAACUUUGAAGCAUUGGGGUGUCAGUGAUUAUGUCAAAGCGGUGUGCUUUGAUACUGCAUAUACAAAUACAGGCAUUCAUCGUGGCGCUGGCGUAGAACUAGAGAAUCUUUUAGGGCGAAAGCUCAUUUGGUUGCCAUGUCGUCAUCACGUCAUUGAACUACUCAUUAAAGGUGUUUUUGAAGUAUACUGGCCAACGCAAAAUGGCCCAAAUGUUUCAAUUUUUGGUAGAUUCAAAAAUAAUUGGAACAAGAUAGAUAAAUCAAAAUACAGUGCAGGAAUUAAUGAUCCUAUUGUUGCUAAAGUACUAUCAGAGAAAAAAGACGAAACAUUGGAUUUUAUUGAAAGUUAUUCGCUGAAAUAUCUUCCGAGGAAUGAUUACCGAGAAUUUUUAGAGUUAUCGUCAAUUUUUUUAGGAGUUAUUCCAAAAGAUAAUUUCACCUUUAAACAUCCAGGAGCGAUGAGUCAUGCUCGUUGGAUGUCGAAGGUAAUUUAUUGCCUGAAAAUAUAUAUUUUUAGGGGAGAAUUUAAGCUGACCCCUCAUGAAUUAACUAGUAUUCGCCAAGUAUGUAUUUUCAUAAUUGUCAUUUAUAUAAAAGCUUGGUUCACUUCACCUUCUGCUAUCUUAGCUGCAAAUAAUGACUUAAUUUUGAUGCAACAAUUGAUACUCUAUGAUAAAAUUAAUUCAUCUGUAUCAAAAGGAGCUUUAAAAAAAAUGAGCGAUCAUUUGUGGUAUUUAAGUGACAAAUUAGCCAUAAUUUCUCUAUUUGACGAUGCUGUAGAUCCGGAAGUAAAGAAAAAAAUGGUAAAAAAUUUGAAAAAUCGGAACCCUAUAAAAACUAAAGCCAGAAAAUAUGAAUUUGACUACAAAAACUUACAUGAAUUUUUACACAAAGAUGUAAGUGACUUCAUUUCAACAGAAUCGUUAACAAUUUUAAAAGACUUUGACUUGCCACAUGAAUUUUUAAGUGAAGAAGUCGACAAGUGGUCCAGCAUCGAUAGUUUUCAGGAAUGUCAACAAUUUUUUAGUAAAUUGGCUGUUGUCAAUGAUGUCGCGGAACGUGGUGUAGCGCUAAUUGAAGAUUACAAUCAAUGCCUUACUAAAGACGAAGAACAGCUCCAAUAUUUAUUACUAGUUAUUAGUGAGUAUCGGAAAAAAUUCCCUAAUUGCAAUAAAAGUACGUUAAUUGAAUGAU